Peniophora sp. CBMAI 1063 is the source of this 807-nucleotide messenger RNA. NCBI's taxonomy places the organism in Eukaryota, Fungi, Basidiomycota, Agaricomycetes, Russulales, Peniophoraceae. The record is from the annotation of a GenBank genome assembly.
AUGAGCGCAUUUACGGGCUACCUGGUCUUUGCAGCCGCGCUCCUCGCAGCGUACGCGAGCGCCGAACAGCACACCAUCUCGAUCACGAACAACUGCGGGCAUGGAAAUCCGGUGUUGCUGGUGAACGGCACGAACAUGAGCAUCCCUGACAACAGCUUCACGGGCUCCGGCCCGCUCUCCGCCAUAACAUGGCUCGAGUCGAGCGGAUGCUCGUUUGGCGUUGGAAACUGCACGGUGGUCAGCACUGUGCUGAUGAACAACAUCACAACACAGUUUCAAGGGUCGCAGAUAGCCGUGUACUUGGACAGGAUUACACCAGCUAUCGAACCUGUCUGCGUGGAGUACACGAACGGCUGUGAUGGUCUGGGAUGGACCUGCGAAGAUGAUGCGGGAUGCACCAACUCAAACACGACCGAGCCUAUCUGGGGAAAGGUGCUGCCGUGCAAGGCGCAAGAUGUCAACGUCAAUAUCACCUUCUGUGAAUGCUCCGCGACCACUUCAAACACCUCGCCGUCGUCCACAUCGUCGUCAAGUGCUGCAGCCGCUGCCAUCGCCGGCGAGUCCACCUCUUCAACAUCCUCCCACGUCGGCGCAAUCGUGGGAGGCACGCUCGGUGCAGCAGCAGCCUUGCUCCUGGCUGGGGCCGGAUACAUUGUCUGCCGCCGUCGCAAGACACGGUCGAGAUUCUCUCCUGCGCGGGCAAGGGCAGAAGCUGUCGUACGGAUGGAGAACAUGCGGCGUGGGCCCGGGGACUCGCUCGGACAGGUAGAUUGGGGAAGGGACGUUAAAGCGCCUGUCGCCGCUUGA